Molecule: messenger RNA, 2298 nt
Organism: Lingula anatina
Lineage: Eukaryota; Metazoa; Brachiopoda; Lingulata; Lingulida; Lingulidae
Source: RefSeq, a predicted model, not a curated record
AUGGCCAACAAGGCAGACAGAACCAAGGUCAAAAGAGCAGUAACGAAGCAAGUCAAUGCCCUGAGACAGUUAGCUGCAGAAGACAUAGAAGAUGAAGAGAUUAAAAGACAAACUGAUAAGCUCAAAGAAAUAUUUAGAGAAUUUGUAACAGUGCAUGAAAGUUAUACUAACUCCCUUAAGGAGGAAGAUGAGAUAGAAGAAAGUGAAGAAUAUUUUGUCAAUGUUCAAAGAGAUUACAUAGAAAUAUUAAAUGUUGUUAUGCCCUCACCUUCUAUUCCAGCUAAAAUGUCAGAUAAACCCAGUGAAAUAUGGGGUGCAAUUAGUUUACCUAAGCUAACGCUGGAGCCAUUUGAUGGUGACCCCAGCAAGUAUCAUGCUUUUAUUUUCUCAUUUGAACAAAAUGUUGAGAAAAUGACGACUGAUGGAAGUGCCAAGCUGUUACGCUUGCUACAAUACACCAGGGGUGAGGCAAAGGAAGCCAUCAGAAUGUGUACCCUCAUUGGUGGAGAAGAGGGCUACUGCAAGGCAAGAGACACCUUAGCGAAGAGGUUUGGUGAUGACAGCUUAGUGACAGAAAGAAUAUUGUCCAGCAUCAAGAAAGGAGGGCCGCUUAAGACCCCUCUCGAGUUACGGAGAUUUGCUGACGACAUCGAGAAUGCCAUUUUGGUCCUCAAACGCUUACGCAGACUCCCAGAAUUAGACACCCAGAGUUCAAUUGUAGAAAUGGUUGGCAGACUACAGCCAUUUAUCCAAAACAGGUGGAGAAAAAGAGCAAUGGAGAAGAAGAAGGACACUGGAGAAUACCCAGACAUUGAUGAAUUUGUCAAUUUUAUCUCUGACAUAGCAACCGAGGUCAACGAUCCUGUGUAUGGAAAGCUGAAUUCCAAGAAACCAGAGUCACGCCAAAAGCAGACAUCCUUCCAUGCGUCAACAUAUAUGCGUAGAGAACAGCUUCAGAGACGAGAAUCCCCUUGCAUACUCUGCAAAGAGACUCAUCGCUUCUGGUAUUGCCAAAAAUUUAAAGACAUGAAAGUGAACGAACGACGAGACUUGGUAAAGAAUCACAGACUUUGUGAAAAUUGCCUGAUGAAUAAUCACUACACUGCCAAUUGUAGAAAACCCUCCGUAUGCAGCGUACCUGGGUGUGGCAUGAAGCAUACUAAAUUCCUACACGUCUCCAAAGAAGAAAACAGCACACCCAAGAAAUCAACCAAUUGCAGCUCAAGUACUGAGCUUGAUGCACCCUCAGUUUAUCUUCCUGUUGUAGAAGUUAGAGUAAAUGCUCAAUAUCACACAUAUGCUCUUUUAGAUAGCGCUUCUACCUCAAGUUUUUGUACGAGUAGUUUAGUGAAGAAACUUAGAUUACAGAACAGUGAGGCGUCCUAUAGCCUUAGCACUCUUAGCAAACGGGACGAAGAGAAGAGGACUAAAUGCGUCAGUUUAGAAUUAGAUAGCCAAGGAUCGCCAGACACCAUAUCCAUGAAUGACGUUUACGUAAUAGAAAAUAUUCCAGCUAACUUACCUACUAAACAAGUUGACCAUUUCCCUCACCUAAAGGGAAUACCACUCACAAAAGGAAAUAUCAAAGUCGAAAUACUCAUAGGGCAAGACAACGCAGAGGCUUUGAUUCCUCUAGAAGUCAGAAGAGGGAACAAAGGGGAGCCAUUUGCCACAAGGACCAUACUUGGGUGGUCAUUGAAUGGCCCAGUAAAUUUUACAGUCAACAGGAAAGUGACAUCCCACUUUAUCACAGUGCAGACCGAGAUGGACAUGUCAAAUUCAGAUAUAACGAGUGAGAAGACAGGACCUUCAGCUAUAGAUGAAAAGGUGUUACUGCUGUGGGAAAGAGAGUGCAGACUCAGCAACGGUCAUUAUGAAUUACCCAUUCCAUGGAAGACAGACAAGAAAGUGCCAAACAAUCUAGUAGCUGCAGCGCCAAGGCUCAGCAGUCUUAAACGAAGCAUCACAAAUAAGGGGAUAAUGCCACAGUAUCAUGAAGAGAUGGACAAGCUUUUGAAAAAGGGAUACGCUGAGAAGGUCCCUGAUGAUGAAAUACUGACAGACAACCCCACAUGGUAUUUACCACACCAUCCGGUCAUCACAGAUGAGAAGCCAGGAAAACUAAGAGUAGUUUUCGAUUGUGCUGCUAAGUUCAAGGGUGAAUCCUUGAAUGACAAGGUCAACCAAGGACCCGAUCUGAACAACAAGCUAGUAAAUGUUUUAUUGAGAUUUAGAGAGAAUGAAUAUGCCUUCGUGGCCGACAUAGAAGUGAUGUACAACCAGGUGAAGGUCCCUUAG